AUGACCCUGGAAGAGAUCGUGGCGUGUGACAACGCGGCGCAGAAGAUGCAGACGGUGAGCGCCGCGGUGGAAGAGCUUCUGGUUGCGGCGCAGCGCCAGGACCGCCUCACCGUGGGGGUGUACGAGUCGGCCAAGCUAAUGAAUGUGGACCCUGAUAGCGUCGUGCUGUGUCUCCUGGCCAUAGACGAAGAGGAGGAAGAUGACAUCGCUUUGCAGAUUCACUUCACACUCAUCCAGUCCUUCUGCUGCGACAAUGACAUCGAUAUUGUGCGGGUGUCAGGCAUGCAGCGCCUGGCGCAGCUGCUGGGGGAGCCCACCGAGGCCCAGGGCUCCACAGAGCCCCGGGACCUUCACUGCCUCCUGGUCACGAAUCCUCACACAGACGCCUGGAAAAGUCAGGGGCUGGUAGAGGUAGCCAGCUACUGUGAAGAAAGUCGAGGAAACAACCAGUGGGUCCCCUACAUCUCCCUGCAAGAGCGCUGA
Orycteropus afer afer is the source of this 483-nucleotide messenger RNA. It is a transcript of the gene GADD45B, whose product is annotated as growth arrest and DNA damage inducible beta. NCBI's taxonomy places the organism in Eukaryota, Metazoa, Chordata, Mammalia, Tubulidentata, Orycteropodidae. Gene Ontology annotation, cellular component: cytoplasm; nucleus. The coding region runs from base 1 to 483 and encodes 160 amino acids. The transcript has 4 exons. The record is from RefSeq and is a predicted model, not a curated record. Gene Ontology annotation, biological process: regulation of cell cycle.